This is a messenger RNA of Aspergillus candidus, 1873 nucleotides long. RefSeq names its product elongation of very long chain fatty acids protein. Gene Ontology annotation, molecular function: fatty acid elongase activity. The transcript is spliced from 2 exons. Lineage: Eukaryota; Fungi; Ascomycota; Eurotiomycetes; Eurotiales; Aspergillaceae. Bases 62 to 1135 code for a protein of 357 amino acids. The record is from RefSeq and is a predicted model, not a curated record. Gene Ontology annotation, biological process: fatty acid elongation, monounsaturated fatty acid; very long-chain fatty acid biosynthetic process; fatty acid elongation, saturated fatty acid. Gene Ontology annotation, cellular component: endoplasmic reticulum membrane.
GACAAUUGCCCGUCGUGGAGUGGAAGCACUCUCUGCUGGCCCUCUGCCCUGUCUUUGCGCCAUGUCGUCCCACCCGCCAACCGUCUAUUUCCGCCGGGCCUCUUUCUCGAAGCUCUUGCGCCAGGAUACCCUGCGAUAUCCCCCUUGUCCCCGGAUACGGUUCGGGUGGAUCGAUUCGACAUGGAUUCCGACGUGGCUUUUCCAGGCGACGAUGGACGCGAGGUUCCCCAUUGUCAUCAUCGCCGCGUAUGCGGUGGCCACGAUGUUUCUCAAUCGCCACAAUCAGGCGCGGCAGAGCCAACCGUGGGCAAUCAGUCGCACGCGGGGCUUCCGAAGGUUUGUUUACCUGCACAACAUUGCCCUGACACUGUACUCGCUGUGGGCCUGCGUCAGCAUCUGGACCCUCCUUUGGUCCAGCCGAGUCGACCGACAGGAUCCGCUGUACACACUGCGGACGGUGGAUCGCAUCUGCGGUGGACACCAUUUUCGGACGGCUAGCGGCCAGUCGGAGGUUGAAGGGCCCUGGACGGCGGGGGUUUACGUCGCCUGGACGUUCUACCUCUCCAAAGCAUACGAGAUGCUCGACACAAUGAUCAUCCUCGCCAAGGGGAAGCGUGCCACGAGGCUGCAUGUGUAUCACCAUCUGGGCGUUCUGCUCUGCGGCUGGGCCAGCGUCCGAUACGUCCUGCAAGCGAGCUUCAUUGGUCUUCUGUUAAAUUCUACGGUCCACACGCUGGUGUACUCUUAUUACACGCUCUCGGCCUUCCGCAUACACAUCUCCAGUCCGAUGAAGGCUGGACUGACGGUAAUCCAGAUCGGCCAGUUUGGCGUCGGGCUCCUGUUCUCUUUAGCCUUCGUCUUUAUCCAGUACGAUGUCCCGCUGCGGAUGGACCGGCAACCAGACCAGGACUCGCCGUCCACCUCCCCGCGGGCGGCCAACACCACCCGCGGCUCGCCGUCAGGGGCAGGUGGGGACGAUCUGGUCCCGCAGUACCGCACUGUCACCUGUCUCAAGAACCGGGGGGAUAUUCUCGUCUUUUGGGGAGGAUUCCUGUACGUUUGCGUUCUGAUGCUCCUCUUUGUGGGGUUCUUCCGGCAGACGUACUUGCAGAGACACAAGACGAAGACGCUGUGAGUCUCACUUCUUAUAAAACAGCAGGAUCAAUCGAAAUAUCAUUUUCAGUGUCAGUGUGGGGAGAGGAACAAGCCUAUGAGACAACGAGACGUAGAAGUAGAGGUAAAGGCAGAGAGGCGGUUCAAACCUAAGCCUGCUGGAUCGCGAGUGAGCACUUCAAUUGAUGUGACGGCCGUCUGCUCCGGCCAAGUAGAGUACAGUGGUGUUGUUCUCAUGUUGCAGAUGUGGAUCUUCUCUACACAUCUUGGACCGGCACAGGCGUCCUCAAACUCAUCAGGUUCAUUUAUUGUCCCGCACCAAGUGGAUCAUGGGCGUGCAUCAUAUCUCAUAGGUUGUCGGUGAUCUUCGUCGCAGAAGAAGAUGAAGAACGAAAACAAGAAUAAGAACAAGAAGGACAUAAAUCACAGCGCCGCCACUAACUCAUCCACACUCUUCAUCUCCCGCCCAUUAUUCUCCCCCACAUCCAACGCCACCAGCACGCGACUGACGCAGUUAUACCCGGCAAUCCCAGUAGUCAACUCAACGAUCUCACGGUCAGAGAGGCCGGCGUCGGCCUGCAAGCCCGCAAAGGUAUCGUCAGCGACACGCACCGUCUGGGUCAUCUCGUCAACGUAGCGAACGACAGCACGCUGGGCGGUAGACAGCGCGGUCUCGGCAUCGAGGGCGGCGCGAGCACCGGCAAGGUCCUCUCCAGUGGCGGUGGGGCCCAGAUGGCGCACAGCGUGCAGGGCGGCGGGC